Schistosoma bovis is the source of this 3342-nucleotide messenger RNA. The record is from the annotation of a GenBank genome assembly. NCBI's taxonomy places the organism in Eukaryota, Metazoa, Platyhelminthes, Trematoda, Strigeidida, Schistosomatidae.
UAUGCAUCUUUUGAAAUUCAAACUACUAUUGAUUUUAGUUUUUAAGGAAAGAAUUCAAUUCGGGCGAUGCUGCCAAGAAAUCACGUAUGUUAAACAGCGAUGAUCCUCUUAUUAGUCUUACAGACUUGUGGCAGAUGUGGAGAAAUAAUCCUGCAUUCAACUGGACUGUGAGAGAUACUACUCAGUGGUUAGUUAGUCUGGUGGAUCUCCCUCAGUACGUUGAUUUAUUUCGUCAACAUAAUUUAGAUGGUCGUUCAUUACCACGGUAAAUUUUCAAUAUUAAUUUUUUUUACAAAGUCUGAUUUGGAUAAAAUCUCAUCAGGACUUAUAUUUCAUUAUUUAUGUGCAGGAAUCAUGUGUUCAGUAUGUCUUUACAGUCGUAUGCACAGUGCCCUAUUAAAAUCCAUAUCAUUUUGCGUCAUUAAUGCAUUUACAUUAAAAAAUUUGUGUAUUAUUUUUAUUAUGAGUGCAAAUGAGAACUGUUUUCCCCAUUUUAUUCUUCAUGUAAUUGUUGUAGUAGAUUCAAUCAGUCUUGCUUUUGACGCAGGUUUUUCCAGUGGAAUUAGAAUUUCAUACUUUACCAAUAAUUCGAACACAUUUCUUUAAAAUAAUAUACACUGAUCUUCAUAAUCUUCAUGAAUUUUACCCAACAUUUCUCCUAAUCGUUGUUGUGUAGAAAUAUUCGUUGAGUUAUUAAUUGCGGGAGAAAUAAUCACUUCAAGUUGGCCUCAUUUAGCGACAUGAGUUGUUUGUCAAGUUUAUGUUAUUCAAAUAAAGCAACCUCCAUGUUUAUUAAUUUCGGAUUACCAUUUUGUACAAACUAAGUGUUUUGUGCUCAAGAUUGUAGGAUGAACUAGCGCCUUCAACGCAAAUAUUGUAUAUAAAAACACCGGGAAAUAUCUUUCUUGACCUUCAAGUAACUCAAAGUCUGGUAUAUUUACCAUUCGGUUUAAAAUAUAUUUAGAAAAUGUGUUAUUUCCAUUAAACAUGUACAUACAUGAUCAAUCAUUGUAAUUUUAGUGUACAGUGACACUUUUAAACCUUUUUGAUGACCAAAAUUCUACAAUUCGAAGAGAUCGAAAAACAAUCUUGAUUUUGUUGUCAGCAUACUAACUGUUGACUGUCUCAAAUAUUGUAUCAACGUAUGUUUUAUUAUCUCAAAGUUGUUUUUAUUCUAGUUGUUUAAUUUUGCUGACUUUAAAAAAAACACUACAGUUCUGUUGUAAGUUGUUUGAUAAUGGGUCUAAUUUAAAAAUAUUUAUUCUGUGAACUUUUGUUGACAACCAGCCAGUAUUUAAUUUUACUGAGAACAAGUGACAAUUGCUUACUUCAUAUGAAGCAGAUUUUUUCCGUUUUUCCCCUACAGUAAUUAUGUGUGGUAGUUUUAUGUAGAAUCAAAUUGGACUUGAUUAGUUUUCAAGCUGAUAUGACAUGGAUCAGAAUAUUUUUCUUUAUCAUUUUUACAGCUUGGCUAUGCAAAAUAUGAGCUACUUAACCGAUGUCCUGGGGAUUCAGAAUCCGAUACACAAGAAGAAAUUGAUGCUUCGUGCUUUGGAUGUCAUUCUGUUUGGACCUCCAAGACAGCCAGUACUUGUGUCAGGAAAUGUUUCUCUAGUCACAUUGUCAAUAGGAUUGUUAUGCGUUUCGUUUGUGGGCUUUUCUCAUUGGUUCUACCAUGCAUCAAGUUUUUCGGAGAAAAAUCCCGUUGGUGAAAAUCAGAAAAAAUUAAAUGUUGCUGAACAAACACUAAAACAACUUCAAAAAAGGUUAGAUGAUGUGGAGCAAUUAAGGCAAACGUUGAAUGCUUAUGAAGUAAAUCAACAUUUUGCGUCAUCAUCAGCUCCUAAGAGUAUGAAAAGGGAUAAUUUGUCAUCGCCUCAUCUUAAAAGUAUGGAAGCGUUGAAUGAAGAUAGUCUUAAUACUCAUAAACAAUCAUACGAUCAUUCAUCAUACAUACCGUCGUCAAUUGCUGAAUUCAGUUUGUCUACUGACUUAUAUAAUGAUUCUUUACAUCCGAAUUCCUUGAAUAAUUAUAAUAUAUACUCAGCAAACGAUCCAUUGAAUUUAGAUCAAAUACGUAAUUUACAAUGUCGCAAAAUUCUAAAUUUGAAGGGACGAAGUUCUGGAAAUGAGUUUUGUUCACCAGUUACUUUAUCAACAAAUCCUUGUAAUAAAUACCAUCUAGGUGAACCCUAUUAUGAACUUAGACAUUGGCUACAAGUUACUUAUGAAUUGGAACUUAAACGUUAUUGUGAAAAAAGAAUGAAAGCUGAAAAGAAACUGGAUUUUGCUCGUCAAUCUUGUAGACGUUUUAUGCGUAAACGUUAUGGUAUUUUUGGUUCAGUUCGACUAGUAAAUGCGAUAAAUUUGGAUGAAUUGGAAAAUCGUUUGAUUAGUGCGAAACAAGCUUUGGAUCAACUUGAAAGUGAAGUUCAAGAACGUAUAAAUCGUUGGAGUCGUAUUGAAGCUUUAACUGGUCACUCGAUACGUUCAGACAUUCAUAAUCAAUGUGCGAAAAGUACUAUUUGUGAAACUACAAGUUCAAUUCCUUGUUCAAUCGAUAAGUAUAGAUAUUGUAAUGGUAGUAUGAAGUCUAGUGAUUCUGAUCGUUUGUCAUCUAUGAUUGAAGAAACUUCUCUAGAAUCUAAUCGUUUUCCUAAAUCUACUGGUAAUGGUUUAGUGAAUGAUUUCGAUUGCACUCAUAAUAAAGAAAUUUUCAACUUGAAAGAAUCAUUUCAAUUAAACACUGAAACGACUGAUACAUUCAGGACAAGUUUACCGCGAAAUUAUUCGUUUGUUCGACCAUUUGCUACUUUAUGGAGACGUAAGACAAAAUCUGGUCGAGGUAAAUCAGAUUCUAAACAGUAAUUAUAUAGAAUUUCUCUCUUUUUCCUCAGAGUAAUACACUUAUUUUAAUUUGUUUUCUUCCACUAUUUAUCUUCACAAGAUGUCAAGCUGAAUUUUUAAAAUGACUUCAUUAGAUUCUUUGUUACUUCCUGUUAUAUAUAUACGAAUAACCUUAGCAUACAUUCCUUUAAUCAUUAGUGUGUCUUUCUAUUAGACUGUAUAUUUGAAUCUUAAGGGGGAAAUUCUUUGACUGAAAUCACUGUGUUUAGAAAUUUUGUGCAAUUUUGACUUUAUUUUCAAGCGGAAAUUUAUCAUUUAUUUACCUUGACCUGUUUACUUAAAUCUUUUGACUGCCAUAGUACUUUACAUUUGCUAUAAUAUACCUAUAUUUGUUUUCCUCUUUUGUUUGUACUUUCAUAAUAUUACCCAGGUUGGUAAUAACUUUAACUGUGUUAAAGGCAUUUAUAUUUAUUUUAAUUAAAUUUUUUCUUAUGA